Messenger RNA from Drosophila persimilis, 1782 nucleotides. RefSeq names its product glucosylceramidase. The record is from RefSeq and is a predicted model, not a curated record. The coding region runs from base 67 to 1749 and encodes 560 amino acids. Lineage: Eukaryota; Metazoa; Arthropoda; Insecta; Diptera; Drosophilidae. Gene Ontology annotation, biological process: glucosylceramide catabolic process. Gene Ontology annotation, molecular function: glucosylceramidase activity. The transcript has 4 exons.
AGCUCCAGCUGCGUCCGUGUCGGUCAGUCCGUUGGCAGCCAAUCAAGCGAACGGUCAACGAGGAAAAUGUCUGCCAGCAAAGGAGUUUUGCUGCUCGCAGUGCUGCUGCUGAUAGCUGCAAUCGGUGGCCGGGGGGAAACGGUGCCGUGCAAAGUGAAGGAUGCGGAGCAGGGAAAGGUGUGCGUGUGCACGGCUGAUUAUUGCGACUACUUGGAGAAUCCCACGCUGACGGACGACACAGAAUUUGCACUGAUUUCCAGCUCCAAGCAGGGUCUGCGAUUCGCCACAUCCCACGGACACUUCGGGACAGAGGACACGUACACUGUGCAGGACUAUACUGUGGAGCCCGUUCCAGAGGCCAAAAACAAGACAAUUUUCUCCCGCUUGCUGGAUCAGGCUUUGGACAGUGCCUUCACCUUGGAGUCGCGCGAGAGCACCAUCACCCGCUUCGUGACACUGAAAGUGAAUCGCAGCAAAACCUACCAGACAAUGACGGGCUUCGGUGGUAGCUACACCGGAGCCGUAUCCUACCUAGUCGACAAUUUCAAGCAGCCUGAGCUCGCCGACCAUCUGUACAAGUCCUUCUACGCUGAAGAGGGGCUGGGCUUCAAUCUGAUGCGCAUAUCGAUCGGCGGCUGCGACUUUGACCUCGGUGCCUGGGCCUAUGCCGAGGAAGAGGACAACACAAUGCUCGACGGCAUGGACGAGCUGGACGAACGCGAUGUGAUGCGUGUGGGCCACAUAAAACGCCUCGUCGAGGUCUCGGGCAUAAAGAAUCUGCGAAUUAAGGGUGCGGCCUGGAGUGCUCCGCCUUGGAUGAAGACGAACAACAGGUGGACAGGAUUCGGACGUCUCAAGAAGCAGUACUACCAGACCUGGGCCGACUACCACCUCAAGUGGGUGAAACUGAUGGAGGAUAAUGGACUGCCCAUCUGGGCCAUUUCCACAGGCAACGAGCCACUGAACGGAAUCUUCUUCAUGUACUUUGUCAAAUUCAUGAGCAUGGGCUGGACUCCACAGACGCAGGCCAUCUGGUUGAACGACCAUCUGGGGCCAACGAUCCGAAACUCUGAGUUCAAGGAUAUCAUCCUUUUCGGCAACGAUGAUCAGCGCUACUCCUUUCCACACUGGUUCAAAAUGAUGAAUUACACACGCCCCAAUUCGGUUGAUUACCUGGACGGAUUAUCGCUGCACUGGUAUUGGGAUGAGAUUUUCGGUAGCAGUCUUAUCGAUGAGACCACCGAUUACGCGCCCGACAAGCUCCUAAUCGUCUCCGAGUCGUGCAUCGGCGAUAAGCCCUGGCAGAGGUCGGCCCCCGUCCUGGGCAGCUGGGAGCGGGCUGAGAAGUACACGCGCGCCUUCUUGGAGAACAUAAAACAUGGCUUCCAUGCCUGGAUCGAUUGGAAUAUCAUUUUGGACGAGGAGGGCGGCCCCAACUAUGUGGACAAUACAGUCGAUGCCCCCGUCAUUGCCAACACCACAACCAAUGAGGAGUUCUACAAGCAGCCCAUGUUCUAUGCCAUGGGUCACUUCUCCAAGCUGGUGCCAGAGGGCUCCAUACGCGUCGAUGCUGUGCCCAGCAACGUCAAUCUGGAUUGCGUUGCCUUCUUGCGGCCGGACAAAAAGAUUGCCGCCGUGCUCUUCAACAGCGGACGCGCCGAUACAAACAUUACUGUGGUGGACAGUGAGCGCGGCCAGUUUACGGUCAAUGUGCCCGCCAAGUCCAUUCACACCUUGCUGUACAGCUGAGCACAUUUUUGCAAUAAACAAACUUUUAUUGGA